This is a messenger RNA of Lolium perenne, 1800 nucleotides long. Its product is annotated as protein JINGUBANG-like. The record is from RefSeq and is a predicted model, not a curated record. Gene Ontology annotation, molecular function: protein binding. Lineage: Eukaryota; Viridiplantae; Streptophyta; Magnoliopsida; Poales; Poaceae.
GUCUUCUUCUCCAAUCUCGCAAGCUUUCUCUCCGACUCCUCCUCCCUUCCGGUGUCAGUCGGCCUUCCUUGCGAACUAGGUCAUUCCAUAUUCGACUCGGCUUCACUUCUUCAACAUAAAAGGACGCAAAUCCACCAGCUGAUCGAUCAAACAUCAUCGUCAUGGGCAACCACCAGAAGCUCCUCCACUUCUUCCGCCAAGACCCGGCCUGCUCGCCGAGGUCCAUCUUGUCCUCUUCCACCUCCGUCUCCGACGACGACGGCCACAGCUGUUCCUCCUACGCCACCACGGACGGGGACGCCUCGCCCACCACGUCACGCUACGCCUCCUCUACCCCGCCCACGCCCAAGUCGCCGUGGGCGCACUUCCCGGGACUCGGCGCAGCCGCCGAGCCGGGCGCGACGGGCCUCAUCGCGUCGCUGGUCAAGGAGGACGGGCACGUCUACUCGCUGGCAGCCACUGGCGACGUCCUCUACACCGGCACCGACUCCCGGAACGUGCGCGUGUGGCGGGACAACCGCGAGCUCGCGGGCUCGUUCCGGACGGCGAGCGGCCUCGUCAAGGCCAUCGUCGUCGCGGCCGACGGGCGCAUCUUCACCGGCCACCAGGACGGCAAGGUGCGCGUGUGGCGCGCCGACGACGCGGCCAGCCCCGCCGCGCACCGCCAGGUGGGCUCGCUCCCCAGGCUCGCGGACUACCUCAGGAGCGCCGUCAACCCGGCCGGUUACGUCCAGACGGAGCGCAAGGGACGCAAGCGCGCGGUGUGGCUGCGGCACUCGGACGCCGUGUCCUCCCUCAGCCUCGACGAGGGCGCUGGGCUGCUCUACUCCGCCUCCUGGGACAGGACCUUCAAGGUGUGGCGCGUGUCCGACUCCAAGUGCCUCGAGUCCGUGCGCGCGCACGACGACGCCGUCAACACCGUGGCGGCGGCCGUGUUCGACAACGUCGUUUUCACCGGAUCGGCCGACGGGACCAUCAAGGUGUGGCGGCGGCAGGUGUCCGCCAAGGGUGGCCGCGCGACGAAGCACGUCCUGGAGAGGGUGCUCAGGGAGGGCGAGAGCGCGAUCACCGCGAUCGCCGUGUCAUCCGAGGACCGCGUCGUGUACGUCGGCUCGUCGGACGGAGCGGUCACCUACUGGCACUGGAUCGACGGCCAGGCCAGAUACGGCGGUGUGCUCAGGGGCCACAAGAUGGCGGUGAUGUGCCUCGCCGUGGCCGGCAACGUCGUUGUCAGCGGCUCGGCCGAUCGGACGCUCUGCGUCUGGCGGCGCGACGGGGCAGAGCACGUCAGCCUCGCCGUGCUGGCCGGGCACACCGGACCGGUGAAGUGCGUCGCCAUGGACGAGGAGGAGGAGGCCAGUUCGAGCGUCGAUCGGCGGUUCGUGGUGUACAGUGGAAGCCUCGACGGGUCAGUCAAGGUGUGGCGCCUGUCAGACACGGACACGCGCGAACCGGCGCUUGGGACGGAGCGAACGGCAGCAGCACCGCCGCAGCCGUCGGACGAUUGGAGAAUUCGUCCGGCUCCGGCGCUGUAUGUGGGAGCGUGGGCGCCGUACCAGACGCCGGAGUUCAUGCGCGUGGCAGCUGCGUGAUUGCGAAGCAAUGGGGUUUGUACUUUGUACGUGCGCGCAUGGAAACACUCGAGCACAUCCUCUACAAGAGCAGCACAAAUUAGAUACCAGUUUGAGUUGUGGGUGUAUUUUGAGGAGGGAAGUGAAAUAUGGUUCUCCCCUCCCGUGCCCAUGUCGGAAAAAAAGGUGUAUAUCAUCAGUGAAAAACGAUUUCUUCUGGCCCUAAAUA